Molecule: messenger RNA, 4497 nt
Organism: Myxocyprinus asiaticus (Chinese sucker)
Lineage: Eukaryota; Metazoa; Chordata; Actinopteri; Cypriniformes; Catostomidae
Product: protein bicaudal D homolog 2-like
Exons: 9
Coding region: 356-2809 (817 amino acids)
Biological process (GO): microtubule anchoring at microtubule organizing center; regulation of microtubule cytoskeleton organization; protein localization to organelle
Cellular component (GO): cytosol; Golgi apparatus
Molecular function (GO): dynactin binding; cytoskeletal adaptor activity; dynein complex binding
Source: RefSeq, a predicted model, not a curated record
UAGUCAAGUGACAGCCAUAUUGUUCAGCUUCACAACUCAUUCAAGUGUGAAUAGAACUACAUUACCCAUAAGACAUGAGUAAAAAAAAAUCACUUUGUAUUCCAGCUGGAUGAUCUCACGGCAAACUGACUUCCCCUCUUAAUCUAAGACCCGAACAAGAGGAAAUCAUGGACGAAAAAGUUUUGAAAAUUGGAUUUAUCCUGUACUUACUUUGAUUUAAGUACAGUGCAUCCAUAAAAUUGUAUGCACACCAAGUUGGAAAUAUUUAAAUGUAACCUCAAUGGUUGAGUAUGAGGAAUUAACGGGCUCGGUCCGUUAUCACUUGUAUUAGACUUUGCCGGGUAAGGGGUAAAAAAUGUCUGGGGAUGAUGACGGGUAUCCCGAGGCGCAGCUGGUCACAGAGUCCGGACCGAACUGGCUCCGUGCUGAGAUUGAGCGUUUGUCCCGGGAACUGAGCGAGACGACCCGGGAAAAGAUUCAGGCGGCGGAAUACGGGCUGGUGGUGCUGGAGGAAAACCAGCAGCUGAAACAACGCUUUGAAGAUCUAGAAAGCGAACAUGAGACCGUCAGACAAGAGCUGGAUCAACUCAGAGAGGCAUAUGGUCAGGUUCACUCCACCCACAGAAAGGUGGCUGCAGAUGGGGAAAGCAGGGAGGAGUCCCUCAUCCUGGAGUCGGCAUCUAAAGAGGCGUAUUAUGAGCAAAGAAUGCUGGAACUACAGACUGACCUGAGGCAAACGAAAAACACUCUCACCAGCACUCGGGCAGAGAAUGAACGUCUGGCCACCCUCACACUGCAGCUGAGAGAGAAUAAUGACAUAGUGGAGAUGAAAUGCAGUCGUCUAUGUGACGACAUCCGGGAGUACAAGAUCCGAGAGUCUCGUCUGCUGCAAGACUACACAGAACUGGAGGAAGAGAACAUCAGCUUGCAGAAACACGUCUCCACCCUCAAACAGGGUCAGGUUGAGUUUGAGGGACUCAAGCACGAGAAUCGGCGCUUGGAAGAGGAAGUUCAGUUCCUAAACAGCCAGCUAGAGGAUGCCAUUCGGUUACGUGAGAUAGCUGAGCGCCAGCUAACAGAGGCACUAGAAACUGUGAAGACUGAGCGGGAGCAGAAAGCAGCCCUUCGGAAAGAGUUGGCACAUCAUAUGACCCUGGGGGACUCACUCUUUGCCAGCUCAUUAGAUGGACUUAAAUUGAGUCCAGAUGAACCUAAUAACGAUGAUGCCAUUCUGACAUUUGAAAAUGGAUUUGCUAAAGUCUGUGAUGGUAAUGAUGAAGAUAACAGAUUGUCCACACCCAAGAGAGGUGAAAAUUUCCAUCCCGCUCCAAGUUUGGUGGAUGACUUGUUGAGCGAGCUGAACAUCUCUGAGAUCCAGAAACUCAAGCAACAGCUCUUACAGGUAGAGCGAGAGAAGGUGGCUCUGCUCACCACUCUACAGGAUUCUCAGAAGCAGUUAGAGCAUGCUCGAGGAGCAUUAGCCGAGCAGCAGGAAGCUAUGACGAGACUUAGCGAUGAUUUGGGUGCCAUGAGGAGACUACAGGCAGGCAAGGAGCGUCGAUCGGCCCUGGACAGUGAGCGAGAGAGGGACAGUCGAGAGGACAAUGAUGUGGAUUACUAUGAGCUGGAUAUCAAUGGGCCAGAGAUACUACGCUGCAAGUAUGAAGUAGCCAUAGCGGAAUCUAGCGAGCUGAGGGAGGAACUUAAGGGUUUAAAGGUGGAACAUGAUGAGAUUAAGGCAGAGCAUGAGGAGGUACGGGGACGACUGGAGGGACAGGUACAUGACCUCAGUAUCCAAGUAUCUCAGUUGGAGAGCAGCAGCCGUGCAGACCGUGAACAGGUCGCUCGGCUUGAGAAGGAGCUAAAGGAAGUGAGUGCAGUUGCGGGCGAGACAGAGGGCAGUCUUAGUGUUGCCCAGGAUGAACUUGUCGCCUUUAGUGAAGAGCUUGCCAACCUCUACCACCAUGUCUGCAUGUGCAACAACGAAACCCCGAAUCGCGUCAUGCUUGAUUUUUAUAAAGAGGGUAAAGGAAGCAAGACUGAAUGUAAAGAUAGGCAAUCUCCAUUGACACUAACCAAUGGCAGAACAACCCAGGCACCUGAGAUCAACUUCACCACCAUGAACAGCUCUGCUUCUGGGACCUCAGUCAGAGAAGGCCCACGUCCAGAGCCAAUGGACAUCUACAACCUUGUAGCAAUAAUUCGGGAUCAGAUCAGUCACUUACAGAAGGCGGUAGACCGCACCACGGAGUUGUCAAGGCAAAGAGUUGCCUCUCUGGAGUUGGCUGCAGUUGCAGAUAAAGACCAAGCUGCAUGCAUGGAGGAGAUUUUGAAGCUCAAGUCCCUGCUGAGCACUAAGAGAGAACAGAUUGCCACGCUGAGGACUGUCCUCAAGGCCAACAAACAUACAGCAGAGGUGGCCCUGGCUAACUUGAAGAGCAAAUACGAAAAUGAGAAGACCAUUGUCACUGAGACCAUGAUGAAGCUUAGGAACGAGCUGAAGGCCCUGAAAGAAGAUGCCGCCACAUUCUCCUCUCUCAGGGCUAUGUUCGCCACCAGAUGUGAUGAGUAUGUAACACAAUUGGAUGACAUGCAGAGGCAGCUGGCUGCAGCAGAAGACGAGAAGAAGACUCUAAACUCCCUCCUGCGUAUGGCGAUCCAACAAAAACUUGCCCUCACCCAGCGACUUGAGGAUCUGGAGUUUGACCACGAGCAAGCCCGACGAGGAUCCGGUGCUGGGCCAGGUGGCCGUGGGAAAGCGUCAUCUGGGCGUGGCAGAGGUCCCUCUUCGUUUUCCAGCCCCCAUUAAUUUUAUUAGCCCUGGAGAAUAGCCCCAAAAUGAUAAUUUCCUUCUUCAAACUAUGCUAAAUGUCCAAGAAUUCACAAACAUCCCUGGUCCAAUUUUGGAAAUGAGAGAUUUGUCCCUGGAUGUGAUUGCAAGAAAAACAGGCUCACAUUUACAGGAAGAUGGUCUACUAUGUAAUACUUAUUCUGACUGUUACUGUGGUAAUGUUCUUCUUUUGUUGAUCUGUUUUCUUUUGCUUUGUUUUUGUUUAAUGUAACUGUGCACCUUCGGUGCAUUGGUUAGUAUUAUGUAAGAGAUGCACAUUUCAGUAUACUUAGCCCAUGUCAAAUUUUAUGUAUUUAAUUGAAGAAAUAAUAUAAGAACUAUUGUUUGUUUAUAGUAUUAUAAAAGUAAAUGUUUAACUGCCCGGUUCUAAGCAUAAUCCAGGAAGAACAAAAUAUGCAAAAUAGGCCUGUAUAUGUUUCUUGUUCUUUUGAAUAGCCAAACAUUAUGACAUUAUGACACUAAAAGAACAGAUUUUGACUUGGUCCUGAAAAUUUUGGAGCCAAUUUUCAGAGUUGUUCACAGAUGUUUUAAAUUCACAACAAAUACAAUAUAUAUACAAAUAUAUACAUAUAUAUACAUAUUAUAAUUAUAAUUGCAAAUUCAAAUUUCUACUUUCUUUUGCCAAAUACUGCAAUAAGGUCAGCUUUUUUUGUAUUUUAAAAUGCAAAACAUAUCUGUUUUUAGACACUGACUUAACUAAAAUCUGUUUUGUAUAACCCUCAUAAGACCUCCUGUGCCUUUAUGCAGUUAUUGCAAGGUUUUUGUUUUCAGUAAGAAAUUUGAGAGCCAUAGUCUUAAGUUCUCUGUCAGUCUCACUACAGAUCUAGCCCAUUUGGCUCAGUAACUCUGACAUAUUGCCAGUAUGGAAAGAUCAAAUUUAGACUGAAAUAAAGCACAACUUUUGAAGGUCAAAACCUGUCAGAUUGCCUUGACGAACAGUUUUUAAAUGUUAGUAGGAAUUAGGUGUGUAAUUCAUACAUUCCUUUGAGGAAGUAAUGGUUGCUGAUGGUGAUCAUGAUGACUGUCUGAUGAUCUUGUUAUUCAUUAUUUUCUUAUUUGUAACCUUGCUACUAAUUUCGAUUUGUUUGUAUUUCAGCAAACAGAAAACUUUGCCUCAGAAUAUUUGUGCCAUUUCAAAUUUAAGACAUUGUAAAGUUUCAGAGUAGUUUUCGUUUUUAGACCACAAAUUAUGUGCAAUUUUAUGCUGUUUCUGGAGAGGAUGCUAUAGUUUUCUAUUUACUGAAAACCACUUCAUCGGCCAUGACAUGGCUUUGUGACGUUUUGAUUUUAAUUUGUACACAUUUCUAUUAAAUGACCUUGUGUGUUUGUUCAUAUUUAUUCAUAACUUUGGCUAUCAGUUCAGUAUUAAUUACUAGGUUAAUAUGCAUAAUAACUGGCACAUGCGCUGCCACUCUUUGCAUUUCUACUUGAAUUCUUACAGGAACAGGGUAAGAUAAAUUCGGCUGCCUCGCCUGUUUUAUUUUAAUUUUUUUUUUUUUUUUUUUGAGCUGAUGCCAUGUUGUGAUUUUUCUUAACAUUGUGCUUGACAUAGUUCUUCAUGAUGAAAAAUGAAUAGGCCCAUGUCUGUCUUAACAUUGCUCAUUUGACAAAAAACAAACAAAAAAAAUAAACAAAUAUUAAAUUGA